This is a messenger RNA of Stomoxys calcitrans (stable fly), 3076 nucleotides long. RefSeq lists its product as uncharacterized. The transcript is spliced from 7 exons. The record is from RefSeq and is a predicted model, not a curated record. Bases 82 to 2601 code for a protein of 839 amino acids. NCBI's taxonomy places the organism in Eukaryota, Metazoa, Arthropoda, Insecta, Diptera, Muscidae.
GAAAAAUUGAAUUGUGCCGCUUUGUGAAAUUGUUUUUCAAUCGUGUUGGAGAUUUGUAAACUUGUAAUCAAAAAAAAGACCAUGAAUUCCCGCAAGAAUAACACCAGCAACAGCAGCAGUGAAUCUGCAAAUGCCAUAAGCUACGUUAGAGAUUUUAGUGUACAGGCGGCUAUAUAUCGCAACAACAAAUCAGAGGAAUCACUGGUUUUGCUAAAUCGCAGUGCUUCCCUGCUCAGCACUGCCAUACUGCCUCAAUACUUUGCACCCGGCAAUUUGGAAAUAUCGAAAUUCUACAUUGAUUUGCAUGCUGUGAUGGGAAGCUUAUCCGCUGAUUCAGAUGCCUUGUGGGCCUGUGUGGCUGUAUUGCAGCAUUGUUCCAAGAAUUUGGAGGCUCGUGCGGCCAUUGUAGAUGAAUAUCGUUUUAUACCACUGUUGACAUUUCUCUUAAAACGCACCCAACCGGGAGACAAACAGCAGAGAGUGUUAACUUUAUUACAGGAGUUGACAUUUGGCAUAAAAAUUACAUGGGAAGAGCCAUAUAUUGUGGUAUUGCUGGAACAAUUAGUGCAAAUUGUCUACCAAGCCUCAGAGGAGGGCGAGGAAUUACAUGCCCAGUUAGCUUUGUCCACGCUUAUAAAUAUGUGCUAUAAAAAUUUUGUUGUUCUAUUCCUGUUCUUGCGUUCUGUAAAUAUUUCAAGCUUCAGUCGACGCAUACAAAACUAUGGAAUGUUGGCCAAUAAAAUGUUGAUCAUUCUCUCUGAGGACAUUCAUUCGCCAGACCAAAAGGAGUUGCAUUUAUUUUUGCGUUCAUGCUUUGCUGCUAUCGAUGAAUGCAUUAAAACAUGGAAUGUUCCACACUUGAGGCAUAUUGUAGAGUUUCUGAAGGAUUCAAAAGCGCACAGUGGUCUCCAUCAGGCAAUGUUGAGCUAUCAAUUUUACUUUGAGGAUAUCGAAAAGGUUUUGGAUCGUUUAGAAACCAGAGCAAGCAUGGACGAUUCAAAUGAGGACACGCGUAAGCAUCAGCAAAUAUGCUUGGGAUUGCUAUUUGAACUAAUGGAGCACAUCAUGGACCUCUCGGGUCAAGUGGAUGAGGAAGGCAAAGAAAAUGCAGCCAUAAGUUUAGAUUCCAACAUUCCUAGAAUCUUUGAACUGUUAUGUAACUGGCUGCAGUCUGCAGUGUGUGGUGUGCAAGCUAUAAAUCUGCUAGACAGCCUAGUCAGGCUUGCUAAAAAGGAAUCAAUAGCACCACGUAUUUCACGUGAUCCCUCUGUGGUAAUUCAAUUGAUAAAUUCGUCCGAAAAACCUGAGACAUCACCUCUUCAGACUGCGGCUGUGCUUCGGCUUUUAGUUUCACUAUUGCAUCAGACAAAAACGGAGAAAUUAAUUUUGUCAAAAAUAACUGAAUCGUAUUUUGAUAAAAUAUUGGCUCCAUUGCUGGCGAUAAAACCGGAAAUGCCAGACAAUUCCCUGAGUAAGGAGGAAAUUGAAAAGUCCAUUUUCUGUCUGCUGCUGUUGAUAAAUUUCACCGAUAUUGCCAAGAAGGCCUAUUUUGAGAAGUGUUGCACUUUAUUGCAAUUGCCACAAAUACAGCAUGCCUUGGCCAGAGCCAUGAUUAGUGGCGGCGAAAGAGUUUGUUCUGCAGUUUUUCAAAUAUCUCAAUUUGAGCAUUUUCCCCAGACAGAAGUGGCCAAGCAUAUUUCAAAACUGAAUUCUUCCAUCAAUCAAAUGUCCACUUGCUCAGCUCCAUCUGGAGACCAAUGGCGUAAUUUAAAUGCUAUUCUUAAAAGCCAUAAAACUUUCGUUAGCAAAGAGUUGGAAGAACGAUUGCAUGCCUUAAUCGAUGUCAUAUCUAAUGCUGAACGUAACAAUCAACUCAACAAUGUUGCAACCUCACAGAUUAUGGAGUUAUUCAAUUAUAAAAUUAAAAAUUUAAAUGCUGCAGAGAAAAGCAUGCAGAAGCGGCUGGAGGAUGCCAGUAAUGAGAUUACUCAAUUGACUCAACGCAUCAAUUUUCAAAAUGCCGAGCUGGAAAAGUACCAUACUAUGAAUUUUGAGCUACACAUUAAUCAGGAAUCUCUUCAAACGCAAUGCAAGGAUUUGAAACAUCAGAAAGAUAACUUGAAACGAAACAUGACGGAGCUUAUGAAAAAACUAUCAGAACAAUCGGAGACACUACAAAUCAGUGAAAAGCGUUUGGCUGUCAAGGUUUCAGAAAUGAUUGUGCUGCAAAAAAGCUACAACGAUCUCAAGGAUCAACUUCAACAAAAAACAGAGGAAUUGGAGAAAUUGCACACAGCUAGCAAAGAGAGUUCCCUACGCAUUGAUAAACUCAAGAAGACAAUUACCGCAUAUGAGGUUGAUAUGAAAGAGAAAACACGCCACAUUGAGGAAAAAGAACGAGAGUUGGCUAAAACCCAAAAAUCCCUCGAAGAGCAACGAGAUGCCAAAAAGAAAUGCGAUGGUGUUAUCACCGUUCUCGAAUCACAGCUUCAAGAAAAGAAUGAGCAAAUACGUAACUAUGAGUUGGAGUUGAGCGAGACAGAAGAACUGCGUAAGACAAUUAUGAGUUUGAUGGAAAGUAAAAAGCCUAAACGUAAAUAAUAAAAAAAAAAAAACACAAUCAUUAAUAACACUAUGCUCCGAUUUUUAAGCAGCAUAUGCGUUAUUAAUUAUUCUAAGAGUGGAAAAACCUAUGAAAAUAUUUUAUGCAUGUGGUUGGAACAAGCCGAGGAACCGAAAUCUUGAAUUUUUAUGCAUUUUAAUAAUUAAGUUGCCACAUAUGGCAUAAAUGUAUAUUAACGGCCGCAUUCACAAAACUUAAUGAAGGCUUAAAAUAGGUUUUUUUGACUGUUCUAUAAUGGAAAUCUGUCAAAUCCAGAGCAAUUUCAAAUCUACAUUGAGUUUUGUGAAUGGCGGUAAAAAUAUAUGUGUACACUUAUGUAAGUAUAUGAAGGAAGAGGUCCCAUUUCGUCAUCGUUUGUAUUAGUUUUCUGUCAGUAAUUGUAAAAUAUGUUAAAAAAAGAGUAUUUUAUAUUUAUUUAUUAAAUUCAUCAUAAUCAUUAUCAUAAAUGCAUGA